Molecule: messenger RNA, 873 nt
Organism: Zea mays
Lineage: Eukaryota; Viridiplantae; Streptophyta; Magnoliopsida; Poales; Poaceae
Product: 60S ribosomal protein L27-3
Exons: 1
Coding region: 177-590 (137 amino acids)
Biological process (GO): translation
Cellular component (GO): ribosome
Molecular function (GO): structural constituent of ribosome
Source: RefSeq, a predicted model, not a curated record
CCGAGCGCGGCACCACCGUCCGAUCCUGGAUCCAACAGCCGAAACCCAGCCUCCAGAAACCCUAGUGCCGCCAUCCUAUAUAACGCUCCCCGCCUCCCGCGCGCUCCGAUUUGACCCAUCUCCCAACCCCUACACUCCCGGCGGCGGCGCAGGAGCAGCAGCACCAGCACCCGAGGAUGGUGAAGUUCCUCAAGCCCGGCAAGGCCGUGAUCCUCCUGCAGGGCCGGUUCGCCGGCAGGAAGGCGGUGAUCGUGCGCGUGUUCGAGGAGGGCACCCGCGACCGCCCCUACGGCCACUGCCUCGUCGCCGGCCUCGCCAAGUACCCCAAGAAGGUGGUCCGCAGGGACUCGGCCAAGAAGACGGCGAAGAAGUCGCGCGUCAAGUGCUUCAUCAAGCUCGUCAACUUCACCCACCUCAUGCCCACCCGCUACACCCUCGACGUCGACUUCAAGGACGUGGCCACCGGCGGGCCCGACGCGCUCUCCACCCGCGACAAGAAGGUCGCCGCAUGCAAGGCCGCCAAGGCGCGCCUCGAGGAGAGGUUCAAGACCGGCAAGAACAGGUGGUUCUUUACCAAGCUCCGCUUCUAGAUGGUCGGCGUCCCGAAUGGUGACCGUCGGUUUCUUGUAUGGGACACACUCCAAGCCAUGUCUCUUUUCGUAUUGCCAUGAAGACUUCUUCGUGUUUAGUCCUGGGGCUCUCAGGUAUAUUGUGCGUGUGUACUUCGAAUGUUUGGUCUUGGAGUCCUACUGAAUUGAUGAAUGUUCAAUUUAUGUCUUCAGGAUUAACAGCGAAUAUCAUUUACAAUCUUAUUUAUCCCAUUGGUUAGUUUGUAAACUUUUAAUAUUGAGUUGAUCGUGAACUGUUAUAGUA